CAACACCCAAGCUUUUACUUUGUUGCUCUGUACCUCUGAGAAGGCACCCAACCAACUCCGAUGGUGAACGCCGUGAAAGUAUUCAAGAAAACCGCCCCUAAUGGUAAGAUCACCGUCUACCUAGGUCGCCGCGAUUUCGUGGACAACACCACCUCGACCGAACCUGUUGAUGGAGUCAUAGUCUGCGACAAUGACUACCUCCGAGGCCGCAAAGUCUUCGCCACUGUCACGGUCACGUACCGUUACGGUCGCGAGGAGGAUGAGGUCAUGGGCCUCAACUUCAGCAAGGAGAUGCAGCUCGCCACCCAGCAGGUGUACCCGAGCAACGACUCCCGCGAGCCCACGGCCGUCCAGGAGCGCCUCGUGAAGAAGCUCGGGGCCAACGCCUACCCCUUCGCCGUGACGCUCCCCGACACCGCCCCCUGCUCCGUCCAGCUCCACUCGGGCGACGAUGAGUCGAACAAGCCCUUGGGUGUCAUUUAUGAACUCCGCGUCUUCGUGGGCGACAACACCAACGAGAAGCCCCACAAGCGCAACUCCGUCGCCCUCGCCGUCAGGAAGGUGCAAUUCUCUCCUGUGGCUGGAAACAAGCGUCAGCCUAGCACCCUCGUGUCCAAGGGCUUCGCUCUGUCCUCCGGAAAGCUCAACAUGGAGGUGACUCUCGACAAGGAGCUCUACUACCAUGGCGAGCAGGUCAACGCUACCAUUAGCCUCAACAACGGCAGCAAAAAGACCGUCAAGAACAUCAAGUGCUCGAUCAUCCAGCACGUUGAGGUCACCAUGACCAACAACCAGUUCUCGCGCGAGGUGGCAUCUCUGGAGUCGAAGGAGGGCUGCCCCGUUACCCCGGGCUGCAACCUCCAGAAGACUUUCAACAUGACGCCUCUUGCUUCUUCCAACAAGAGCAAGGCUGGCAUUGCUCUCGACGGCAAGCUGAAGGACACGGACGCCAACCUGGCCUCCUCCACCGUCGUGGCCGCAGGCAAGAACGUCAACGACGCCUGCGGUAUCAUCGUGUCCUACUCCAUGCGCGUCAAGCUCAACUGCGGAGCUAUCGGCGGCGACCUGACUGCCGACCUGCCCUUCAAGCUCAUGCAUCCCGUGCCUGGUGGCUCAACCAAGGCUCCGGCUGACACCACCUACACCGGCGGCGAGGACCUGGAGUUCGAGGACUUCGCUCGCCUCCGCCGCGGCAUGUCCGUCGACCAGAACUAGAUGACGGUCGCCUCAUCACGCAUAUGUAAUACAAAGUAUAUGAGUAAUGCCCCGAGGUAUAGAUCAAUAGAUAUUGUAUUCUGUGAAUCAGUUCACGUGCAUAUGCAUAGAGAAAGAAAGAAAAAUAAUACAUAACACAAUAGUGUAGUAUGAA
Messenger RNA from Penaeus chinensis, 1369 nucleotides. RefSeq names its product arrestin homolog. Gene Ontology annotation, cellular component: cytoplasm. Lineage: Eukaryota; Metazoa; Arthropoda; Malacostraca; Decapoda; Penaeidae. The transcript is spliced from 7 exons. The record is from RefSeq and is a predicted model, not a curated record. The coding region runs from base 61 to 1215 and encodes 384 amino acids. Gene Ontology annotation, molecular function: G protein-coupled receptor binding. Gene Ontology annotation, biological process: signal transduction; G protein-coupled receptor internalization.